Molecule: messenger RNA, 3364 nt
Organism: Canis lupus familiaris (dog)
Lineage: Eukaryota; Metazoa; Chordata; Mammalia; Carnivora; Canidae
Product: zinc finger protein 420-like
Biological process (GO): regulation of DNA-templated transcription
Source: RefSeq, a predicted model, not a curated record
AGGCAGGCGCCAAACCGCUGCGCCACCCAGGGAUCCCCAUUCCAUCUUUCAAUGACACUUGCUGCCUAGCUGUGACAUGGCCAUGAAAGUUCCAAUGAACAUCCCAGGUAGCUGCCUACUAAUGCAUUUUUUUGUUUUUUGUUUUUUUGAUUCGCGGGAGAGAGUGGAGCGGCAGCGGGUCGCGGGCAGGCGCCUGGGGAGGAUUACUCGGGUCGAACGCUCUCUGGGGUCUUUCAUGUUUUGGACUACAUUUUCCAGAGGCCUCCGGGCGUAACGUCACUUCCUUCUAAGGCGGGCUGCGCUGCGCCGCGCCCCGCCCCAGCGGAGAAAGCGCUGUCUGUUGCUUGGUUCCCGGUACCGCGGGACGGGAGCCUGACGCCGGGGAGGCUGAAGAUGACCAGAGACUAAGGGAAUAGCUGCUGUCGGACAACUGAGAGUUCUGUCCAAGGACUGCACUUCUCCAUGAGGAGAAGCCAGAGGAGGACUCAUAAGUUGCAAUUCUAAGCCAUGCCUUGUAGGUUGGUGUUGUUCAAGGAUGUGGCGGUAGAUUUCUCUCAGGAGGAGUGGGAGUGCCUGGACUUGGAACAGAAGGAUUUGUACAGAGAUGUGAUGUUGGAAAACUAUAGCAACCUGGUCUCGCUGGGAUUUUCCAUUUCUAAAGCAGAUGUGCUUUCCUUGUUGAAGCAAGGGAAAGAGCCCUGGAAGGUUGUGCAGGAAGUGACAAGAAGUCAGAGUUCAGACUGGGAAUCCAGGUGUGAGACCAAAAAGCUGUCCUCAAAAAGAGGAAUUUUUGAAAUAGAAUCAUCUCAAUGGGAAAUAAUAGAACAGCUUAGAAGACAUAAGUGUGAGUGUGAAAGUUUUCAAGAUGAUAGGGAAUGCAAAGACCAGGUUGAAAGCCAAUUAGGAAAUAAAGAGAGACUUUUCAGGCAAUUACUUAAGGAAAUUCCCAAUUUUAGCCAAACCGCAUGCCUUACAUUAAAAGAAAGAAGUCAUUUUCCUGAGAAAUCCUAUGAAUGUAAAGCAUGCAGAAAAUACUUUAUCCAUGGCUUUCAACUUUCUGAACAUCAGAAAGUUCAUUUUGAUGAAAAAUUCUAUGAAUGUAAAGAGUGUGGAAAGGCCUUUAUUAGAGGCUCAGAACUUAUUUACAAUCAGAGAAUUCAUGUUAAGAAACUCUAUGAAUGUAAGGAGUGUGGAAAAGCCUUUAUUUGUGCCUCACAGCUUACUUAUCAUCAAAGAAUUCAUACUGGGGAGAAACCUUAUAAAUGUAAAGAAUGUGGGAAGGCCUUUAUUCGUGGCUCUCAUCUUACACAGCAUCAAAGAAUUCAUACUGGCGAAAGACUCUAUGAAUGUAAUGAAUGUGGUAAGGCCUUUUUUCGUGGCUCUCAACUUACUUACCAUCAGAGAGUUCAUACUGCAGAGAAACCCUAUCAAUGUAAAGAAUGUGGAAAGGCCUUUAUUCGUGGCUCCCAACUUACUGAACAUCAGAGAAUUCAUACAGGUGAGAAACCCUAUGAAUGUAAGAAAUGUGGGAAAGCUUUUAGUUAUGGCUCGCAGCUUACUCUACAUCACAGACUUCAUACUGGUGAAAAACCCUAUAAAUGUAAAGAUUGUGAGAUGUCCUUUAUUCGUGGCUCACAACUUACUGAACAUCAGAGGAUUCAUACAGGUAGGAAACCACAUGAAUGCAAGCAAUGUGGAAAGGCCUUUAACUAUGGCUCACAACUUAUUCGACAUCAGAGGAUUCAUACUGGUGAGAAACCGUAUGAAUGUCAAGAAUGUGGGAAAUCAUUUAUUCGUGGCUCACAACUUACAGAACAUCAAAAAAUUCACACUGGUGAAAAACCUUUUGAAUGUAAGGAAUGUGGGAAAGCCUUUAUUCGUGGCUCACAUCUUACUCAGCAUCAGAGAAUUCAUACUGGUGAAAAACCCUAUGAAUGUAAAGAGUGUGGGAAGUCCUUUAUUUAUAGCUCACAACUGACUCAACAUCAGAGAAUUCAUACAGGUGAGAAUCCCUGUGAAUGUAAGCAGUGUGGUAAGAUCUUUAUUUGUGCCUCACAACUUACUCUACAUCAGAUUUCUCAUUCUGAUAGGAAACCAUAUGAAUGUAAAGAAUGUGGUAAGGCUUUUAUUCGUGGCUCACAGCUAAUUUACCAUCAGAGAGUUCAUACUGGUGAGAAGCCUUAUGAAUGUAGUGAAUGUGGGAAAGCCUUUAUUCGUGGUUCACAUCUCACUCAGCAUCAGAGAAUUCAUACUGGUGAGAAACCGUACAAAUGUAAUGAAUGUGGCAAGGCCUUUAAUCGUGGCUCACAACUUACUCAACAUCAGAGAAUUCAUUCUGGUGAAAAGCCUUAUAAAUGUAAUGAAUGUGGUAAGGACUUUAGACGUCAUUCACACCUUAUUCAACAUCAUAAACUUCAUAGUUGAGAAAAACUUUAUGAAAAUACAAAUUUAUCAAAUCUUUUGUCUGCCCAGACAAAGCUUUUGUCUUCCAAAGCUGAGUGCCAUUGACACUCAGCUUUGGAAUAUCAGAUAAUUAAGAUUAUGAAAAAGGAAAUCCUUUUUUACUUUCACUGAUAGUAACUGACUAUCAGAAAAUUUAAACAAAGGCUAGAUUAAUAUAAUGGAGAAUCAGUUUCCAUCAUAUUUCAUUCUUUGUUAGACAUUGGUGAAUUCAUACAAGAACACAACCAUAAAAUUUAGGAUUUUCUUGUUUGGCAUUGUUCUCUUAUUUACGUGAUCUGAGCUCCACCAUUUACUAUAUGUGUGUUCCUUUGGGAAAGUCAGUUAACCCCUGUUGCUUUAGUUUUUUCAUUUAUAAAAGGUUAAUAUCAUUCUCAUCAUGAUUUAAGGACAUAAAUGCAUAUAAAGCCUUAAAGCAAUGUGUAAUAUUUAGAAUAUACUUAAUAAACAUUAGUUAUUAUUGAAAUUUUGUUUAUUCAGUAAUUAAAAGUUUCCUUCUAGGCUCAAGAGUAAUUAUUUUUUGAUUAAAGUAUAGUUGACAUACAAUGUUAUAUUAGUUUCAGCUGUUCACCAUAGUGAUUUGACAAUUCUGUACCUCAUUCUGUACACACCACAAUGUAUGUGGUUGUCAUCUGUCACUAUACAACAUUGUUACAAUAGUAUUGACUAUGUUCUAUUGAUUAUGCUGUACUUCUCAUUACUGUGAUUUAUUUAUUUUGUAACUGGAAGUUUAUACCUUUUAAUCAUCUUCACCUAUUUUAUCUACACCCCCAAUCCCCCCCUUCUCUGGCAACCACCAGUUCUGUGUAUUUAUGAUUCUGUUUCUGCUUUUGUUUUAAAUUCCAGAUAUAAGUGAAAUCAGAUGAUAUUUGUCUUUCUUUGUUUGACUUAUUUCACUUAGCCU